AUGUCUACAGAGAUUGCUCAUCUGCGACGGAGGCUGGUCGAAUUCCUGAUUCAAUCCACUACUCAACUCAAAUUUCCUCCGAUCGUUAAAUACUCAGCUCUAUCUCUCUUCCUCGAUCGAUUUCGCCCGUCAGUAGUCAGGUUUAUACAGAAGAAGAAAGCAGAACAUUGGCUAUUACAACCAUUGACAGAAAGCAAUCUGCAGCUAUUUGUAUUAAUCUCCAUAUGGAUCUCGUGCAAGAUGCACUGUUCUCGUGGCUUAUCGGUUCAAAGUCUGAAAUCCUUGGGUGAUAAGAUGAUUACAGAGCAACUCUUCACGGUUCGGGAUUUCCUGGAAGCAGAACUAGUUUUUCUGAAGGUUUUGAGAUUUGAGAUUGGCACUUUAAAUAUAGCUUAUACACUGCUUGAAGACCUUUUUAUUCAGUUCAAAGAAGUUGCAAAGGUUGGAGAAUCUUUGAACUUUGAAGCAUGCAUGGAUAUGAUGGAUCUUCUUUACGAGAAGGAGGAGACAUCCCUUCUUUAUCAUUCUCCAACAUCUUUGGCUGCUUCCAUUUUGGUCUCUUCUUACGUAAUAACCGUGCCUAAACAGCGGUGGGAGUUUCCUAUUCUACCAUGGGUUAAAAUGGUGACAAAUAAGGAAGAAAAGGAUGUGGUGGAGCUUGUUGGAUACAUACUUGCUCAUGUCCUUUACUCUCACCCUUCCUAACUCCUUAAACCCUACAGGUACACGCAUCUCUAGUUCCUUCUUAUCUACUUCUUUUGUUAAGCACAAUUUAAAAUUAAAAUGAAGUGUUUUUAUAUGA
This is a messenger RNA of Eutrema salsugineum, 802 nucleotides long. RefSeq names its product cyclin-J18. The transcript has 9 exons. Lineage: Eukaryota; Viridiplantae; Streptophyta; Magnoliopsida; Brassicales; Brassicaceae. The record is from RefSeq and is a predicted model, not a curated record. The coding region runs from base 1 to 705 and encodes 234 amino acids.